Molecule: messenger RNA, 1116 nt
Organism: Venustampulla echinocandica
Lineage: Eukaryota; Fungi; Ascomycota; Leotiomycetes; Helotiales; Pleuroascaceae
Product: Aminoacid dehydrogenase-like, N-terminal
Exons: 2
Coding region: 1-1116 (371 amino acids)
Biological process (GO): purine nucleobase biosynthetic process
Cellular component (GO): cytosol
Molecular function (GO): methylenetetrahydrofolate dehydrogenase (NAD+) activity; methylenetetrahydrofolate dehydrogenase (NADP+) activity
Source: RefSeq, a predicted model, not a curated record
AUGUGUUCAACAAAUUUUCGCAAAACACCGUCAGCAUCAGCGUCACCUCUGCAAACCCGAGAACCAGCCACCGCUCACACAUCGAUCGCAAGACAGCCGCCGAAUUUCUACGCCAUGGCGACUCCGGCGGCUCGUACGAAUUGCAAGGUUAUACUUGCUGGAACCAUUGCAAAGGGGCUGCUGGCCGAAGUAGCAGACGGGUUAUCAAAGCUUGCGGAAAAGCCAAAGCUAGUUGGGUUUCUUGCCAACGAAGAUCCAGCAGCCCAUAUGUACGCCGAUUGGUCUGCCAAAACAUGUAGGGAGAACGGCUUUGACUUUGAUCUACGUGUCGUUUCCAAAGCGGACAUUGAGGAAUCAAUCCUCUCAGCAAACAACGACCCAACAAUCCACGGCAUCAUAGUCUACUACCCAAUUUACCCGGCCACAUCCCGGCAAGACUCUUAUAUCCAGCAAUUGGUCUCCCUCUCCAAAGAUGUCGAAGGCCUCACACAUCGUUAUGUCUUCAACAUGUACCAAAACAUCCGCUUCCUAGACCCGCCCAAAAACGAACAAAAGUCAAUCCUACCCUGCACGCCCCUCGCCGUUGUCAAAGUCCUUGAAUAUCUUCAAAUAUACAACUCCAUCCUCCCCUAUGGAAACCGCCUUUUUGGGAAGACCAUAACGGUCAUCAACAGAAGCGAAGUGGUUGGUCGUCCACUCGCGGCUCUCCUCGCCAACGACGGGGCAAAGGUCUACAGCGUGGACCUCGACGGCGUUCAGAUGUUCACCAGAGGACAAGGAAUCACAAAAUAUCACCACGAAGUUCAUCCACAGGAUCCCUCCUUUAAGCUCGAGAAUUGCCUACCCUUAAGUGAUGUAGUCAUUAGUGGUGUCCCCGGAAAGACUUACAAAGUCGACACAAAUUUGAUACGUGACGGUGCGGUAUGCAUCAAUUUCAGCAGCGACAAGAAUUUUGAUAGCGAUGCUGUAAAGCAAAAAGCCAGUAUAUAUGUUCCUGCGAUUGGCAAGGUGACGAUUGCUGUGUUGUUAAGAAAUCUUUUAAGAUUGGUCCAGAACCAAAAGGCUUCGGCUGUUGUUGCCGCUGAUCAAGAGGUGGCUGGGCAGCGCGAGGGAUGA